Molecule: messenger RNA, 7574 nt
Organism: Globicephala melas (long-finned pilot whale)
Lineage: Eukaryota; Metazoa; Chordata; Mammalia; Artiodactyla; Delphinidae
Gene: NKX6-2
Product: NK6 homeobox 2
Biological process (GO): regulation of transcription by RNA polymerase II; cell differentiation
Cellular component (GO): nucleus
Molecular function (GO): RNA polymerase II cis-regulatory region sequence-specific DNA binding; DNA-binding transcription factor activity, RNA polymerase II-specific
Source: RefSeq, a predicted model, not a curated record
GGAACCCCCGCGCGCCGGGCAGGACAGGACGCAUGGGGAGGGCACCGAGACACCCACCGCCAGAGAGCAUGGAGAAGAGGCCGCCCUCACCCCGCACCCCGGGCGCCCCCAAUGCUCUCUGGGCCUUCCAAACCGCACUCCGGCCCCCCAUCCGGCACCCAGGGCCACUGGCUCCCUGGAGAGCCGAGCACUCUGCGGCCAGGAGAGAAGCAGCCCCACUCGCGACCCCAAGCAUUCCGGCCGCAGUCCAGGGAGGGCCCGGCGGCGUAGACAGACCCGGGACUCAGGGCAGCGACUCGGGGUGUCUGUUUCCUCAGCGGUCAAAAGGGCUGCGGAGGCCCCAGCCCGGGUGCUCGAGGAGCCACAGCGCGGCACCCAGAGCUGCGGUGUUCCUCCAGCCACCGAGCCAGAGUCGCAGGGAGGAUAGUGCGCCCUGUCGCCCCGUCCGGGCGCGCCACUCCCGGCCCGCCCCAGAGAACUGUCGGGCCACAGCUGCCCAGAGUCGGCUCCUCGGUGCCGGGAGCAGGGACCCGGCCCCACCCCUCUGGCUUGGCCCCGCCCCUCCGCCUCUGGCCCCGCCCCCAAGCCAGUAACUGCCACGCCCUCAGAGCCCGAACCUUGGCCACCCCGUUAGCCGCCUCCGAGGAGCCCAGAGGGCCCCAAACCCUGCUGGGAAGGAUCCUCCCUGCGGCUGGGCUCUCGGGGAGCACCUACGCUGUGCCCGAGGCGGUGGGGCUCAAGUGAGGCCCGGGGCGGGUCUCGGGGCCUGGCCGCCCGUAGGUAGCGCGGGAAUGCGAGAGGUGAGCGCUCGUUAGGUAUCCCGGGCCUGGCUCCGCAGGUGCCGAUCGCCUGCGGGGCAGCCACACCCGGAUCCCGCGAGUGCGGCCCCGACCGAGGAGGCGGGAAGAGAGAAAUUCCCAUGCGCGCGGACUGCACCGCGCCUGAAGCCGGGGCCAACACGCGCCACGGCGCGCCGCCCGGGACAGCACGGUGCGCGCACACGUGGGCAGGGGCGGCCACCGAACGUCCGCCCAGCCCCGGCGGCCAAUGGCUUUCUGAGCGGCGAUCUGGCGUAAGGACUCGCAGCGCCAAGACCCGAAAGCUAACUGCACAAAACGAAAAUGGAUCCCCCCAAAGGUCUCAGUGCCAGCGGACGCUGGGUCCCUGCACAGAGCCGAGAGGGUCGCCUUCGUCCGCGCCACAGAAACCCUGGCGGCCGGGGUGAAACGGGAACGUCGUUGCUAACCGACCACACCAGGCCCGAGAGAGGCCGGCCUGGCGCACACCGCCGCCCAGCCACGAAACUGCAGCCGUCGCUUCGCACACGUUCCCGUCACGUUCCCAGCAGGCACAGAAUAAUAAUAAUAGACGCCACUUAGUAAUUGCUGUGACACCAGCCAAGAGAACCAAGGAGGCGACGUCCAGAACUGUACUCAGCACUGGCUCUCUGCCGGCGCCCGCUGUCCACUGCGAUCUUAUUUGAACCCGCACAGCAAUUCCACGGGGUGGGAGGCUUUUCCACCCAGAGGAGGACACCAUGGGCCCUGCGUGCCCGUCAAACGGCCACGCUUCUGCCCGCUGGCUGCACUUCGGGCGCACGCCCACGUUAAGGCCCUGAGCGUGGCCCCGCACGCCUUGGCACCCGGACUCUGAGCCUGCCAGGGUCCCCGACCGCCGGCUCGGGCGGCGCUUCACAAGGGAACGGCUGUGCCCUAGGUCGGGGCGCCCAGGUCCAAGCUCCGGACUCGGGUUGCCCCCCGGGAACAAGCUGCGACUUCGCGGCCGGGAAACGACUGACCGGGAGGCCCGGGCGGUCCCCGCGCCCUGACCCGACACUGUACAGUCCCGCGGGCAGGGAGGGGACCGGGAACCGCCCCUCCGGCAGCGCGCGCAACUCGGUAGCCUCGCGUGUGGCCCCGGGACAGGCCUCGCCACGGCGCCAGCCAUUGGUUGGUGAAACCAGAGCAGAUUCUCGCGGGCCAAGUCUAGCAUUCGGCCCGUGGACUCUGACGUCCCGCGUCUUCCGCCCUUCUGCAUCCCAGAGGAGAAUGUUCCCGGAAAUGUUUUCGUUCCUCCCUCAAACCUGAGACCGGGGCGGCCGGGAAGCCGCAAGGCGGGGCGCGGACUGUGACCCCGAAGGUGCCUGCUGAAUCCCCGCGCCCUCCCGCCUGUGCCUCUUCACCGAAUGGGGCGCACGGAGUGUGCCAAGUGGAUCCUCAAAUCUGCAUUCUUUCGGUGAUAAAAUAUGUUCUCGUAUUUUUUCCUGAUUUCCCACUAAAAUCUUUGCCUAACUAAACUCCCAUCCAACGGGAUUUAUUUCGUCCCCGGGGAGAUAAAUCAGGGGGCAAAUUUACAGCCCGGGAGGCACCUGCCGGGCUAAUGGGCCCUUCACGGAGUGCGCGGCCAGCGGGGGCGCGCGCAGACGGCGGGGGCGCUGGCCAAUGGCCGGGCCGCGGUCGCCGGCAGCCAAUCAGCACGCGCGCCGCCUGGGGGCCCCGCGGUUAUCAGCGCGUCCAGCCCGCGCGGCGCGGCGCCGCUCCGACCGGCCCCGGAGCCGCCACCGCCGCAGCGCGGAGUACCCCCGCCGCCGCCCACCCCGCGCCGCAGCCGCCGCCCUCCCUCGCGCCCGCCAUCCGCGCCGUCGGCGCCCGCACCCCGAGCCCCCGCUGCAGCCGGCGCCCGCCGGGGUCUCGCGCAAACUUCCCGGGCCGGCGGGCGCGGGCGGCGGCGGCGGGGCCCGGAUGGGCGCCCGGGCCGGCGGCGGCGGCGCCCAUGGACGCUAACCGCCCGGGCGCGUUCGUGCUGAGCAGUGCGCCGCUGGCCGCGCUACACAACAUGGCCGAGAUGAAGACGUCGCUGUUCCCGUACGCGCUGCAGGGCCCGGCCGGCUUCAAGGCGCCCGCGCUGGGCGGCCUCGGCGCGCAGCUGCCGCUCGGCACCCCGCACGGCAUCAGCGACAUCCUGGGGCGGCCCGUGGGCGCGGCGGGCGGCGGCCUCCUGGGCGGCCUGCCCCGUCUCAGUGGGCUCGCCUCGUCGGCCGGCGUCUACUUCGGGCCCGCGGCCGCCGUGGCGCGCGGCUACCCCAAGCCUCUGGCCGAGUUGCCCGGGCGCCCGCCAAUCUUCUGGCCUGGCGUGGUGCAGGGCUCGCCCUGGAGGGACCCGCGCCUGGCCGGCCCGGCCCAGGCCAGCGGGGUCCUGGACAAGGACGGCAAGAAGAAGCACUCGCGGCCGACCUUCUCGGGCCAGCAGAUCUUCGCGCUGGAGAAGACUUUCGAGCAGACCAAGUACCUGGCGGGGCCGGAGCGCGCGCGCCUCGCCUACUCCCUGGGUAUGACCGAGAGCCAAGUCAAGGUGUGGUUCCAGAACCGGCGGACAAAGUGGCGCAAGCGGCACGCCGCGGAGAUGGCGUCGGCUAAGAAGAAGCAGGACUCGGACGCCGAGAAGCUGAAGGUGGGCGGCUCGGACGCGGAGGACGACGACGAGUACAACCGGCCCCUGGACCCCAACUCGGACGAUGAGAAGAUCACGCGGCUGCUCAAGAAGCACAAACCCUCGAACUUGGCGCUGGUCAGCCCGUGCGGCGGCGGCGCGGGGGACGCCUCGUGAGGACGCGGCGGCAAGGCCGGACAACCAGGGUACGGGACGCGGGCCGGCGCCCCUCGCCAGCCGCCCGCGCCGGAGUGUGUAUAUAUAUUUUUACAGAAUAAGUUAUAAAGCGGCCUGGCUCGGGCUCGGCGUGCGGGGACCCGAGAGCGCCCGCGUCCCUGUCCUCGGCGUGGGCGGGAUCGGGACCGCCGCUGCCGCGCGUCCUGAGAGGAAUCACGUUGUAUAAUCAAUAAAUUAUUUAACACGUUCCCCGUCGGAGCCGUGGCUCCCGAGGCUGCACCGCGUGUUUCUUCCUUAUCGAAAACCGCGGGCGAGGCGCGGUGGCGCGGCCCUCUGCCGGGCCCUCUGUCCCGGGUCCCCUUGUCCAGUCUUCAGUGCCGCGGGGUCCGCGCCUUCGGCCGAAGGGGCGCCUGGGUCUGGCGCAGGUCCGGCUCAGAAUCGGGGUGCGAUGGAGUCCCGGUCGCCUCGCGCCCCGGGUUGCCCGGGCGGCAGCAGCUCGCAGGACCGAGGGCACCGCGAGGCCCGGCGCGGGGAAGGCGGCCCCGCCCGAGAACCCUCGCGCUGCCGGCCAAGGGAAGGGGCCGCCCGGGGCCGAGGGCCGGGAAGAGCCAGGACUCAGCGAGCGGGAGCGGAGCCGACGGCGGGGGGAUGGAGCGGGGCGCUGGGCGCUCGGCGGCGGCGGCUCCUCCGGCGCAGGCAGCUGUAUCUCGCGCGGAGCAGCAGGUAGGACCCCUUGUCCCGUCCCUCCCCGCAACUGCACCGGCGCCAGCCCGGGGCGCCCUCCCCAGGGCUCUGGAGGCUUAGGUGGGUGAGGUGUGGGCGGAUUUAGACACAUUUGGGGUUGCCGGAAAGGGCAGGUGAACCCCCGCUCCUGCCCCACCCGGAGUGGCGCCUUUCCCCUUUGGUGGGUGCGGGGGCGGUGAGGGGCGCCGCUGGGCCCUAGCUCCUGCUGUCCUGCUGACGUGCUUUGCCAUGAUUAUGUAGGUUGGAACGUGCCCAGCCUUAGUAGCUACAUAAUUUGAAGUAAAUCAGGUUUUAAAUUCAUCAGCACCGUAGCACUUCUCCUGCGGUUUAAUAGAUUGUUUUCAUCGGUAGAAAGCGGGGUUUAAUUCAAACCGGGACUACAAAGAGACAUCCAAGGUAAUUUUGCUGCCCCGGCGUCAGUUCUCUCAGGGGCCCUGGAGUUUUCUUUGCCCGUUUGACCCUGGGAUGCGGGCGAAGCACGUCUGGCCAGUGCUUGGACCUUGUCCUCCUCCUGGGCAGCUCCGGCCUCCACCCGGGGCACCUCCCUGGAUCGGCCAGACCGACCCAGCCCCCCAGCCCCGCGGAGGUCCCGGAAGCCCUCUCUCUGGCCUGUCCCUCACCCCGGAAUCCAAGGGCCAGGAUUCCAGCUAACAGCGUCUGCUCUGGUUCACAGAAGACCACCCCAUCCGUGCAGACUCUGGACGCUCCACGUGGCUGCAUAACUGUUGUGUUAAUUUUAAAAACUGAAUAUAAAGGGUUGUAUUACGGUAAGAAAGAUUCUUCUUGGAAGGCAUUACUGAAAAUGUUAAAGAGAAAUGUAAAAGGCUGAAGUUUUGUUUUUUGGGUGUUUUUUGCUACAUGGCUGCAUCAAUUUAAAAAACAGACGUUUUUCACUGGCUGGUUUUCUAAGGGAGCAUUAAUUUUUUUUCAAAAUUUACGUGAGUGAACUCUUCUUUCAGCUCAAGAGCAAAGGAAUUUCCAGUUUUAAAGUUUGAGGAAAGCCACACAUUUAUGUAAUCGCAUUUAAACAACGCUGAGGGGGACCGGAGCGGUCAUUUCCAAAGGCCUCCUGAGUGACCAACAGCUGAAACCCCGCUGCACAGAAUCGCCGUGAGUCGGCCAGAGCAGGGCGACCACAGCUCGACACAGACGCCGACGGUACGGUCAAGGACACAGGUUCGGCACGUGGACGCCAGCUCACUUGCAACGGUUGUGAUUUAUCUAAAGCAAGCUUCUACCCAGCGCCUUCACCCCGCCCAGGAGUUCUGUAGUGUUAAAGCAAGUUAAUAAAACAUUCGUUUGUGUUUCAUCCAUGGGCCCUGGGACCACCUCUCACGGCUCCGCCGGGUGCCAGGAGCAAGUACGUGCAGCAGGGUUACGACAGGUCGUUAGAGGUUCAGCGUCCAAGGACGCGUACAGCUUGUUUCUCUGGAUAUUUUUAUACACAGGCCACGUUACAAGCAGUUUCUAUCGGAAGCAGACUAGCUAUUUUUAUUUCUCCCAUGAUAUUAUUGUUUUAUGUAGAAUACUUGGCACCAUAGAACAGUAACAAAAGACAGACAAAACGGUUUACAAAAUUCUUAAAAGGUACACCCGAGCGAGCUAUAAACUUCACAUUCAGUUCUUAAUAUGAGACAGAAAAAGGCCUAGGAGUCUCCAGCUGCUCGUAUGGACGUGCUGUGGUCGGUCUGACCCCUGACGUCUCUGCUGGGUCGUAGUACUUGUUUUAUAGCUUUGUGUGUUGACGUGCAUGUAACCAAACCCCUAGACACCAAUUCUACCUGCUGAUAUGACACUCAAGCGUUCAUACUGGAAAGUAUAUUUAGCGUAAGUUUUGGUAAGGUUUAUAAAUUAUUUUUAAAAAGUAUAUAUUUAUAUAUAUUUAUAUAUAUAAAAAUGGAAAGCAGCCGCAGUGUGAUUCAGAAACCAUGUGACUAACAGGGAACAGGGGCCCCCAGAAGUGAGAGCGAGGCCACGCCGCUGGCCGGCAGAGCCCCGGCCGCCCCGCCACGGAGGGGACUCCGAGCCCUGUGGGGUUUCUACGCCGGAGAAGCUCCUCCACGCUGACAAUGAUUAAAAAUCGAAAACCGUGAAGUCUAAAAUGCAGAAUCUCUUUGCUGUCUAUUAGAGUUUUGGCAACAGGACUGUGACUUAUUUAAAAAAUCCCAAUGUUUCUACUUGAUGUCACACGAGCAGACACGACAGUGAGGUAUGUGAGGCUUGUCCGGAGCGCCGUCCGGGCUGAAGCGACGUGUGGGGCCGGCCGUCUAGCAGUGGCGCUCAGGCGGGUCUGUCGAUGCAGCUGUCGGAGCACGUGGCUCCUCGUGCUGCAGGGAGGUCUCGCCGGGGGUCCCCUCGUGGCGCUGGCAUCGCUUCCCUGCCGUGGAAUCAGCCAUUUGUUAAGGGGACAGACACACCACAAAAAGCUCAGAAAGGUGAACUCGAGGGAGGAGGCAUAUUUACCACCAGUUCACUGCACCACACAACACUUGUGCACACGUGCGUGAGGUUUACCUGCCCCGGGCGCCAUGCGGAAGGCCAGGAACACGGGCUGCAGCGGGAGAAGAGAGGCUGUCAGAACCGGGCGCCCAGACCCCGCUCCCGGGCUUCCCGGCCGCGGCCCGCAGGCCCAGCGCCGGGCCCCAGUUCCCGAGGAGCUGGUGGGACUGGGCGACCAGAGGCUAGAGGCAAAGGGCCUUCGCGUUCUCUAAAGACGGUGUUGUUUCCAGAUAAAGACAACGUGAGAGCUGAUUUCAGGCCCAAAGAACACGGGGAAGGACAGAGCCCGUCCUGGGAUCCGGCCCACUGGGCAGUGUGGGCGACCCGCCCAGAGGCCCUGAAAAUGGGAAACGGUGAACGUCUCUCACGUGGCUGAUGGUGACACACGACCCGUCACCACAUGCCCCUCGGAGGGGCCCGUACAAAGUUAGUCCCGGAACAAAUCCUCGGUGUUGCCCCCGAGGCACUGGGUCGGUGGCACGCCCGUGUCCCGCCCGCACUGGCGGUGGGCGGUCGCCAUCAGGAGCCAGGAAGGUACUUGAGUGCAGGAAACGGCCCCCAGGACCGGCCAGCGUGACACAGCCUCCUUCUACAAACAGUAACACUGCGUACUUUAUCCUCCUGUGACCAGUCACUUCUGCCUUCUCAUCUACCUGCCUGUCUAGCCCCUACCUGCCUCCCUUCUGGUAUUUUAUUAAAGUUAAAUAAAAACAGACCAACUUGGC